UGGCUUCGACGGCCAGGUUGUCUAGGGCUCAUUCUUCCUUGCGAGGUUAUGUUGGAGUCCCUUUGGAAGAGAAGGAACUAAAGGAGCUAAAAAAAUAAAUCAAUAAAGCAGUGUGGCAGAAGGGCGCAUCGUUUUGUUUUUCCACCCCAAGACGACGAGUUUGCCUUUAUGCGACUAAACGAAGAGUCUGGAAGUUAAAGCGGGCAGUAAGGAGCUACGCUGAAGACCAGAGCGAGUUUUCUACUGUUCUAAUCAGGCAAAGGCACCAUGGAGAAGUGCUACUAUGAUGAGCCUAUUGAGUUCUUCUACAACCACAGCACCAAAACCAUCAGCCAGGAAUGGCGGCCAAGGGACCGGCUGGUGGUUGGUCUGGGCCUUUCAGUCAGUAUCAUUGUCCUUCUAACAAAUGGACUGGUAAUGGCAGCCAUCAUCAUGAACAAACGAUUCCACUUUCCCAUCUACUACCUUCUUGCCAACUUGGCAGCUGCUGACCUUUUUGCUGGUCUCUCCUACAUGUUCUUGAUGUUCCAUACUGGACCCUGGACGAGGAAUCUCACCCAAAAUAUGUGGUUUUUCCGCCAGGGCUUGCUGGACACCAGUCUGUCUGCCUCUGUAGCGAACCUUCUAGCUAUUGCUGUGGAGCGACAUAAAACUAUCUUCACAAUGCAGCUCCACAGCAAGAUGACAAACCAGCGGGUGACCAUUCUCAUUGCAUUUAUCUGGAUCUCGGCUAUCCUGCUGGGCCUGGUCCCAAGUAUGGGCUGGAACUGUCGAUGCCAUCUCUCAACUUGCUCCAACAUGGCACCCAUCUAUAGCCGUAGCUACCUUAUCUUUUGGGCUGUUCUGAACCUUCUAACGUUCUUUAUCAUGGUGGUAGUAUACUUGCGCAUCUUUAUCUAUGUCCGCAAGAAGACAACUCGCAUGUCCCAGCACACAACCUACUCAAAGCAGAAGGAAACAGUGAUGAACCUUAUGAAGACAGUGACAAUUAUUCUGGGUGCGUUUGUCAUCUGCUGGACCCCUGGCCUGGUUGUCCUCUUACUUGACGGAGUCUCUUGCAACUGUAAUGUCUUGGAGUACGAGAAGUAUUGCCUGGUGCUGGCAGAGUGCAACUCACUAGUCAAUCCCAUUGUUUACUCCUACCGAGAUGUGGAAAUGCGCAAGACCUUCAAGCGUAUCCUGUGCUGCCAAUUUGGCCAAAAGAAAGCCCCCAAAUCUGUGAGGUUCAACACGCUGGAGCAGGAGAUGAUUUCAGACAAUGGGCACAGCCACCCUAGCUCGGUGCUCUAGAGGAUAAGGGUCUGGAUGGACUGGACAGCGCCAGCAGCUGGAGGAAUCUAAAUAUUAUAUGCAUUCAUAACAGUUGUGACAGUCCUCCAGGAUCCGGCCCCGGCACACGUCUCUUACAAUAUGAUUGUGACGUGUGAGCCGUAAGGACCGAGUGUGCGACUUUUCCAUCUCGCCCAACGCACAGCCUGCCCUGCUUUCCUCCCCACAAAUGGAUUUCUCUACAAAGCCUUCCAAGAGAAAAGGGGGGUAAUGUUGGCAUUCAGGGGACUCUCAAGUGGCUCGGGCACCACAUGUGGGAAAGCAUACUGUGGUGUUUCGUAACAAAAGAAAAAACAGGAAAAUGGAAUUCUUUUAUGAAAAGAGAAAAGUUCUAAUGCUGUAUCUCCAUUUGUAAGGUUAAUAUACCUGCUUAUUGCCAGGCUGCCUAAAUAAAGCAUCUGCCGGUAGAA
Messenger RNA from Erpetoichthys calabaricus (reedfish), 1739 nucleotides. Its product is annotated as lysophosphatidic acid receptor 1-A-like. Gene Ontology annotation, cellular component: membrane. Gene Ontology annotation, molecular function: lysophosphatidic acid receptor activity. NCBI's taxonomy places the organism in Eukaryota, Metazoa, Chordata, Cladistia, Polypteriformes, Polypteridae. The transcript has 3 exons. The coding region runs from base 268 to 1290 and encodes 340 amino acids. Gene Ontology annotation, biological process: G protein-coupled receptor signaling pathway. The record is from RefSeq and is a predicted model, not a curated record.